Molecule: messenger RNA, 2261 nt
Organism: Sphaerodactylus townsendi
Lineage: Eukaryota; Metazoa; Chordata; Lepidosauria; Squamata; Sphaerodactylidae
Product: zinc finger protein 560-like
Exons: 4
Coding region: 308-1000 (230 amino acids)
Biological process (GO): regulation of DNA-templated transcription
Source: RefSeq, a predicted model, not a curated record
GUAGUUCCCAGCGGCAGAACAAAGCCCAUGGGCCAAGGGGGAGGUCUGGGGAGGGCAAAAGGGCGUCUUCUUCUUCUCUCCCCCCCCCCUCUGCGGGUGGGAUCCCGAAAAAGAGGCGGGGGAACGCAGAGCCCGCGAAGAGGGAGGGGAGAAGCCCCCUCCUUGUAAACCUCCCUCCUCCCUUGCAGAUUGUUGUUGCAGAACUGCAAUUCCGAAGAGGGUUUGCGAGCCCCAGAGAAGAGUCAGAGGUGGGGGGUGGGUGGGUGGCUUUUCCCUGCAGGGGAAGGGGGAUAUUUGGGGGAGAAAGAUGGGGUCUCCCGUGGCCUCGAAUCUUUCGGGUCUCCUGCGGCUGGAGGGAGAAUCUGGUUCUCGCAGGUCUGCAGGAAAGAGAUUCCCUGUGUCCUUUGAGGAGGUAGCCAUGUUCUUCACGGAGGAAGAAUGGGCUCUGCUGGAUUCAGGCCAAAGAAAAGUCUUCUGGGAAGUGAUGGAGGAAAAUUAUGAGAUGGUGGCCUCUCUGGGAAACUACAUGUCCCAGAAGGCCUUACAAGCACCAGAAAGAUCAGCUUUGCCAUUUUUCUGUGUCAAGGAGGUGGUUUCUCUUCAAAGUGGAGGAGGACAAAUAUGGAAUAUGGACAUCCGCAGGGCUUCUUUUCUCUCAUGCUUCCCCUUGUUGGAGGGAGAAUUUGGCUCAUGCACAUCUGCAGGACAGAUAUUUGCUGUGUCCUUUGAGGAUGUUGCUACGUGCUUCACGGAGGAGGAAUGGGCUCUGCUGGAUUCUGGUCAAAGAAAACUCUGCUGGGAAGUAGUGAAGGAAAAUUACGAGACCUUGUGCUGUCUGGGUAAGGAUGUUUUCCCUGUGAUCAUGAAUAAGGAAAAGAGCGGAGAGGUAAUAUCUUCCUUUGGCCUUCUUGAAUUUCAGGAAACAAUUCCCUUUGUCAUAGCAGAAGGAAUGGUACUCCCACACUUGGGGAUGUUACAGCAUCUCUCCAAUGCUGUUUAAUGUAUAUAUUUGCCAGGUAUUUUCCCUGUAGGAAACAAUUCUGCUGUGUCAUAAGCGAGUUCCCCAGACAGUGAUGUAAGCAGCUUGACUUUUGCAGCUUAAUCAGUGAAAACUAGCCCAUUUGACAAAUCUGUCUUUGUGGCACGUAGACCUUUGACCAUGUUUAAAAUGCCCCAUACUGGAUUCUAGUUUAUGUUUGCUGAAGUAGACUUAACAUGGCCCCCCUCAAGAGCACUUUCCUACCAAGUUGUGUGGAAGCGCUAUUUUACAGAACUCUGACAGGUGCCUGUUUCCAGGGCUGGGUUAACCUGAUGUUCAUUAUCUGCAAGAAAUCCUCAGUAGAGCAUAAUAAAGUUUAACAAAUUUAUUUAGGGGUAAUAGGGGCACACAAGCACAAUAUAAUCAAAGCAGCAGAACACACACACAGUGCUAGGAUAUAAACAGUGUUGAGGGGAUAGGUUUGGAAUAGAUGAAAUAAAAUUGGGGAGUUAGGGUUAUAGUCACCUGAUCUUGGAGCAGAAAGGUCCAAUGAACAGAGCUGAGCGACCUGCGCUAGCUCUGGUAGAAGAAAGAACAACGCAUUGGGGACAAUAUCAGGAGACAGAAAGGUGUCCAGAAAUAUUGAUCACUGGCUUCUGGGAGAGCGGGUUUCUUUUAGGGGAAAAGGGACCCGUAGGGUUAUGCAGAGUGGCCCUUAAUCUCCCAGGACAAAGGGGAGUCUUGUCUUUCUAGAGGAAGACAGGAAACAGACAUCAACUUUAAAUGUUGUAAUUAAGCUAAUGGUUUGAGUUCUUAGGCUGAUGGGCUAGGCUGGGAGUGCCCAGAGGUGGGCAGAGUAUAGGAUGUACACUGUUGUACUAAAGUAGAACACCCCCCCCCCCCCCGCAAGGGUCAGUCUGGUAACAUCCACUCCGCCCCAACAAAGGCUGUGACACCAAUUGCUGGCUUUGUUUAAUGUCAUUACAAUUCACAGAUGAGACCUUCAAUAAACAAUGCAAUAGUGUUAGAGUGUAGAAUCAACCAGAAUUCUAAAAACAUACCUGAGGGAAAGCAUAAAUAUUAAUGUUGGACAUUACAUGAUGCAGAAUCACAUAGUAGGAUCUGAUGUUCUUCAAACUAUACAUGGUAUCAUAGAUCACAGUCCCUCAUGAUUUUUUUAGCCCUUUGCAAAUUGUUUCAUAACUUGCUUGUCUCCUGCUUGCCCUGUUCUAGACCUCAGUGUGUUUGGUUCAGGACCUGACAUGUUGUUUGCUCUUCUGGU